AUGUCCGAUCCCAGAUUUUUAGAUAUCCCAGCUGUGAUCUUCGACAACGGAUCCGGAUUGUGCAAGUCUGGCAUUGCUGGAGAUAGCGCUCCGAGAUCAGUCAUCACAGCCAUCGUGGGCCGUUCGAAAGCCAAAGCCACGAUGCUCGGAGCAGGCCAAAAAGAAUAUUACAUUGGAGAAGAAGCUCAGUCCAAACGGGGUGUUUUAUCGUUGAAUUAUCCCAUCGAUCACGGCAUUGUGACCUCCUGGGACGACAUGGAACGGAUCUGGAGGCACGUUUACGAUUGCGAGUUGAGGCUCAAGUCCAGCGAGAGGCCAGUGUUGCUGACCGAAGCCCCACUGAAUCCCCUCCAGAAUCGGGAGAGGAUGACUCAGAUCAUGUUCGAGAACUUCAAGGUCCCAGCCAUGUACGUGGCCGUCCAAGCCACCCUGGCGCUCUAUGCAUCGGCACGUACCACUGGCAUAGUCAUGGAUAGCGGAGAUGGGGUCACCCACACGGUUCCUAUCUAUGAAGGGUACUGCUUGCCCCACGCGGUCUCCAGGUUGGACGUUGCUGGAAGGGAUAUCACUGAAUACUUCAUGAGGCUUCUUCUCGAGAGCGGGCAUUCCUUCGUCAGCACGGCCGAAAGAGAAAUUGUGAAGGACAUCAAGGAGAAGCUGUGUUAUGUAGCGUUGGAUCCCAUCCAAGAAAUGAAAACUAAGCCGGAGUAUCUCCUCAGAGAGUACAAGUUACCCGACGGAAACGUCAUCCAAAUCGGGAGUCAACUCUUCCGAGCUCCGGAAGCCCUUUUUGCUCCCACCGACAUCGGCAUUGACGCACCGGGCGUCCACCGAAUGAUCUUCAACAGCAUCAUGAAAUGCGACAUUGACGUCCGACGAGAUCUUUACGGCAACGUCCUCCUUUCGGGGGGAUCGACGUUGUUCUGCGGGCUGGAUGAGCGCAUCUUGCAAGAGAUGCAACUUCAGGUACCUCUGGGGAUAUCAGUGAGGAUCAUCGCUCCUCCGGAAAGGAAGUAUUGCGUGUGGAUCGGGGCCUCCAUAUUGACUUGCUUAACGGCGUUCAGACAGAUGUGGGUCACCUUGAACGAUUACCAUGAAUUUGGACCUGCCGUGGUGCACCGGAAAUGUUUUUAGGAACAAUCGUCUCCUUUUCGAGCAGGCACGUGGCGAACUGGUACAACCGGGCAGAGAACCCCUUGCUAAAAAACCGCCGUCAUUAUUGACAACGGGUCCGGGCUCUGCAAAGCGGGCUUUUCUGGGGAGGAGGCUCCCAGGACCACGGUGGCUACUGUUGUCGGCUACCCAAAGUCCCGCGCGAUCAUGUUUGGCCCCGUUCAGAGAACGUGUUACGUGGGCAAGGAAGCCCAAGCCAAGAGAGGGAUCUUAUCUUUUAAAUACCCAGUGGAACACGGGAUAGUGACCUCCUGGGAUGAUAUGGAGAAGAUCUGGAGAUACAUCUACAGGCACGGACUCAAGGUAAGAGCCAAGGAGAGGCCCGUGCUGUUGACCGAAGCACCCAUGAACCCAACAUCCAACCGAGAGAAGAUGACAGAGAUUAUGUUCGAGCGUUUCCAAGUCCCGGCGAUGUUUGCAGGCCUUCAAGCUUUGAUGGCCUUGUACGCUUCUGCCCGUACCACAGGGUUGGUUUUAGAUAGCGGCGCCGGAGUCACUCUGACUGUCCCCAUCUACAAAGGCCACUGCUUGCUCCAUGCCAUCUCCAGGAUGAAUUUCGCGGGACGGGACAUCACCAGGUAUCUCUCGACCCUCCUGUUGGAGAGCGGGCACAACUUUUUGAGCUCUGCCGAGAAGGAGAUUGUGAAGGACAUCAAGGAGAACCUGUGCUAUGUGGCUCUGGAUUCAAGUCGCCCAAAAGACAAAGUGCCCGUCCGUGAAUACACGCUCCCGGACGGCAGGCCUGUCGAGAUCGGAGACCAGCUCUUCCGAGCUCCCGAAUCCCUGUUUAACCCGACGGAUGCCGGCGUUACGGCACCGGGGAUCCACCAAAUGAUCGCCGAGACCAUCUCCAAAUGUGAAGGAAGCAUCCGCCAGGACCUCUGGAGAAGCCUCAUUGUAGCAGGAGGAUCUACCCUGUUUCCAGGUCUCAGCGAACGUCUUCUCAAAGAGCUAAGAAGUCUAGGCCCUCACGGCUUGCCGACCAAGCUGGAAGCCCCGGCGAACCGUAUACAUUCCGUCUGGAUUGGCGCGUCGGUGCUUACCAGCUUGCCUUCGUUUCAGGACAUGUGGGUCACGCAGAAAGAAUACAGAGAGGUUGGCUCCACGGUGCUGCAGAAGAAAUGCUUCUGA
Messenger RNA from Ahaetulla prasina, 2304 nucleotides. RefSeq lists its product as uncharacterized. NCBI's taxonomy places the organism in Eukaryota, Metazoa, Chordata, Lepidosauria, Squamata, Colubridae. The record is from RefSeq and is a predicted model, not a curated record. The transcript has 4 exons.